Messenger RNA from Podarcis lilfordi (Lilford's wall lizard), 4353 nucleotides. The record is from the annotation of a GenBank genome assembly. Lineage: Eukaryota; Metazoa; Chordata; Lepidosauria; Squamata; Lacertidae.
UUGCAUACUGGAACAGCUUGUGAUCUGUCUUUUUAUCUCCCUUCCUACCAAUCCCAACAGAAAAGCCUCGGGUUUUUAACAAAAGUAUAUCUUAAAAUUUUCUUCAUUUCGUUAUAUACACUCUCCCAGAACCCUUUAACCUUUUGGCAUUCCCACCACAUAUGGUAGAAGGUCCCCCCCCUUUCCUUGCACUUCCAGCAUUUAUUACAAGUUCCAUACAUUUUGGCUAAUUUUGCAGGAGUCAUAUACCAUCGGUAAAACAUUUUCAUUAAAUUCUCCUUUAGUGUCACGCAAGCUGUAAACUUGAGAUGUUUUUUCCAAAGUUUCUCCCAUUCUUCAAAAUAUAUAUUAUGACCGAUAUCUCUAGCCCAAUAUAUCAUUACCGACUUUACUUCCUCGUCUAUUAAAUUCCAUUCCAAUAACUGAUUAUACAUUUUAGACAAAAUUUUAUAGUUGUUAUUCAAUAUCUCAAUCUGGAAUCUAGAAUCUUUAUCAGCAUAUCCUUUGUCUUUAAUAUCUUUCCUGAACAUUCCGUUUAUCUGGAAAUAGUGCAGCCAAUCAUAGACUUUCUCUUUGACCUGUUCGUACGGCUUCAUUUUCCACUUUCCUUCUUCUUUCAUUAACAGUUGUUCAUAGGUAGCCCAAUUGUCCCUCAUAUUCCGGUGGAGCGCGUCCUCGAAGCGAGAAGGGAUUUGGUUGAGAGCGAAAAUCCCGACCUACAAAGGGAGGAAAAGGGGGUGCCGAAGGGCGAAAAGCACCCCAGAUACACCUCCGGAGGGUGUCCGGAGGUACAGGGGCCCAGCAGAGACUGGUCGCGGCUCGCCUCGCCGUCAGGUAACCUCAAAAAGAGGCGAAGAGAGCGGCGGCGCUGAGCAGCAGGUCAAGGGCAGCCAUAUCUACCCUCCCAAGUAGCGGAAAGCCCCGGUCUCGCCGAGGGUUAGCGCUCCGCUUUCAAGCAUAGGAAACCGGGGAGUAAGCUAAACUUGAGGGGUGCAACGUUUCUGGAACAGAGAAACCCGGCGGAAAAUAAACGGUUUAUGGAGUUCAGCCUUUAUCCGGAAUCAGCGAACACGCAGGAAAGCACCAGAGCGCGGAAAAGAAAGUGAGUUCCCCUAGUGAUUGCUUUGUUCCCUGAAAGACUCUUUUAUUAAAGCAUUUGGAUACCUAUUAAAAAUAUAGGACUGUUUAAAACAGGGGACAGAGGGUAAAGCUUCUAUAUUGGAACCGCCUAAUGAACUGAGGGGGGAGGAGGAGGAGGAGUUUUUCUCUGUGCUGAUUACAGCAAAGUGAGAGCGGAAGAGAAAGUGCCGACGCCAUUAGGAGAUACGGAAACGUUGCAGAGGCUAAUUAACAAAGACUACCUACUUUUGCAGUAUGGAUCAGCCUGGUUUAUAAAUCUCUUCUGCACGUCCAUCUCCCUGCUGACAUCUCAGUUCUGAGUUGGAAAGAUCUACGAUUUCUGAUGGCUGCUUAGCGAUCCGAAAGUAGUUUUUCUCCCUCUGCUGCUUGAUUUUCCAGACUGCCCUCGGAGAGAGACUGCCUUUGGAGCUGAGUAGCAUUAGAGAGAGCCACCUGGUGGACAGAGUAUAUUACUACAACUUGGAUUUCCUUUUCUUUUCUGUGUAUUUCUUCUGCUUUACACAUGUUCUUGGUCUUCUUCCAGCUUAAAUUGUAGGGUCUAUUAAGGUGUGAACUUUCACUCUCCAAUUGUAAUUUUAAAGAUCUUUCUAAGAACUCUCUAAGAGUACCUUCCCCACUGCUUUUGUGAGAACUUAAGAAUUUCAAGACACCUCCAAAGAAGGUCUACUGUAAAAGGAAUUAAGUUGAUCCACGUGGACUAUUUAAGGACUGUUAACUGACAUCUCAGUUUUGAGCUGGAAAGAUCUACGAUUUCUGAUGGCUACUUAACGAUCGGAAAAUAGUUUUUCUCCCUCUGCUGCCUGACUCUCCAGACUGCCCUCAGAGAGAGACUGCCUUUGGAGCUGAGUAGCAUUAGAGAGAGCCACUUGGUGGACAGAGUAUAUUACUACAACUUGGAUUUCCUUUUCUUUUCUGUGUAUUUCUUCUGCUUUACACAUGUUCUUGGUCUUCUUCCAGCUUUAAUUGUAGGGUCUAUUAAGGUGUGAACUUUCACUCUCCAAUUGUAAUUUAAAAGAUCUUUCUAAGAACUCUCUGAGUACCUUCCCUACUGCUUUUGUGAGAACUUAAGAAUUUCAAGACACCUCCAAAGAAGGUCUACUGCAAAAGGAACUAAGUUGAUCCACGUGGACUAUUUAAGGACUGCUAAAAUACUGUGGGUCGGGGCCAGAAGGGCCAAACGGGUAUUGCUCAACGGGUGUUAGAAACUAAGAUCCUCUAUUUUACUGAGUAUCUGUUGUACCCAAUCAAGUAAGAAUGUCAAAUAUGGGAAAAAGACCAGAAGGGGGAACACCAGUGGAUAGAAAGGGAUCCAAACAAGAAGCAGACUUUAGAGCAGAUAUUUUAAGAAUGUUUGCGGAGAUAAAACAAAGUGAGAAAAAUUUAGAGCUCAAAUUAGAACAAGUAGACAAUAGAAUUGGGAAAAUGGACAAAAAGAUAGAUGAAACAGUUAACGAAUUGAAGGGUCAACUGAAAGAGGUAUUUAGGAGGACACAGGCAGUGGAGGAAGGGCUGAAAAAGACAAGAUCAGAAAUGAAAGAUGUGAGACGAGAGGAGGAUAAGAUAAAAGCUGAGAUUUUGGAGUUGAACAAAAACCAAGAGGAAAUGAAAGACUUAAUUGCUAUGAAUGAACUAAGACAGAGGGAAGUUAAUUUAAGAUUAAGAGCCGUGCCAGAAUUACAAGGUGAAAAUAUAAAAGAGAAAUUAAUAACAGAAUUAGCCCUCUGGUUGGAGAUUCCAAUAGAAGAGAUGGCAAACGCAGUACAAUCUGCAUUUAGACUGAAAGCCAAAUCAGCCAGAAAUAAAAAAUUUGUAGGAGAUUGUUUAGUUACAUUUAAAGAAAGGGAAAUGAGGAAUAUGAUUCUCCAAAAACAGAGGGAAAAGGCUGAAUAUUGAGGGAAAUUACGUAAUAAUUUUCAAAGAUAUCCCAGUUAGGCUGCUAAAACGCAGAGACUCAUAUAAAGAACUGGUACAGACUCUGAAAAGGAAUAAUAUUGAGUUUAAAUGGGAGUUCCCUGAAGGAAUUUCCUUCACUUACAAGAGCAAGAGGCAAAAAUUGACAAGUCCAGAAGAAACCGGUAAAUUUUUAAGAAAAUAUAAAGAACUGAAAAUACAAAAAGAAGAAGAUAAAAGUGAGGAGGCAGAAGGAAGGAAAGACUCAGAAGAAGAAACAGAGAGGACAGAGGGAGAGGAAGAGGAAGAGGAGGAGGGGGGAGCGGAAAGAGUUUAAAGAGAGAUAGCAGUUUCUUGCAAAGGUAAACUACCAUGGUGUUAAAAGUUUGGAGCUGGAAUGUUAAUGGGAUGAAUGAUAAGAAAAAGAGGAAUAAAAUCGAGUACAUCUUAAAGAAAGAAUGUUUAGAUAUUAUCUGCUUACAGGAGACCCACAUAGCAAGGAAGCAUAAAAGAGUUUUGAUUAAUAAAAGAUUAGGAAAUGAAUUUGUAUCGUCAGAUCAAAGUAAAAAAAGGGGGGUGGUUAUUUAUACCAAAAAACAAAUUGAAGCACAGCAGAUUUUCAAAGAUGAAGAAGGGAGGGUAGUAGCGGUUCAAAUUAAUUGGCAAGGAGAAAACCUAAUAAUAGUGGGGAUAUACGCACCUAAUGAUAACAAAUCGGAGUUUUAUUGGAUGUUAGAGGGAAAGCUAUUUGAAUACGUCGAUCAGAAAAUAAUACUAUUGGGAGAUAUGAAUGGUGUGGUGUCGUUAGAGAUGGACAGGUUAAGGGAUGGAAGGGGCAAAGAAGGAAAGCUACCCAGAACCUUCUUCUCAUUGGUUCAGAACUGUAAUUUGGUGGAUAUUUGGAGAUUUAAAUACCCUCUGGAAAAACAAUAUACUUUCUACUCAGAACCCAAUGACUCAUCCUCGAGAUUAGAUCAGAUAUGGACCUCGGCAGAACUAGUACCAAGAUCUAUACGGGUGGGGAUCCAGGCCAAAACGAUUUCGGAUCAUAACCCAGUAAAAAUGGAACUGAAAGGGCUGGAAGAAAGAUCAUACAGAUGGAAAAUGAAAGAUUACUUGUUAGAUGAUUUAGAGAUAGUAGAGAAAGCUCAGAAAAGGUUAAAGGAAUACUUCGAGGAUAACUUAGGUAAUGAUACAAAACCAAAGGUGGUGUGGGAUGCAGGUAAGGCGGUGAUGAGGGGUUUCUUCAUUCAACAGAGUGCAAUUAAGAAUAAAAAGAGAGAAAAAGGGAAAAUGAAAUUCUACAGCAAAUAAUGGACAACG